GUACUUUAGCCCCAUCGAUGCCAGUGAUGGCUGCACAAGUCCAUUUAGGAUUGCCCAAAUUUUGAUGUAAAGCUGGGACCAAAUUUCGGCUAUGUUUUUACGAAAGAAGCGGUGGAGGAAAUGAUAAGGCAUCAUGAGGUGUCAACAUUUUCAUCGUUUACAAUCCAGCAGACGAGAUGCACGCCCGCGCUGCCAAAGAAGGGCCAGGAACGGGGCCAGGCCCAGGAACAGGAGAUAAAGGUGGUCCAAGGAUAUACUGGCAAGAUGUUGCAACCAGUAAAUUUUCAGUGCCUGCUGCAGCAAUCCCUUUUGAUGGUAUACCAUACACCUAUGUAUCAAAGCUGCUAUAUGAGUGUCACCAUGGGAAGGAUUGGAAGGAAAAGCAAAAUAUUCUCAAGCGAGAUCAACGCAAACAGGUGGGAGAACAUGGCUAUGUUGGCACUAAAUCCAGGAGACUCAUCCAACCUACAAAGAAAUAGAAUUGUCCAGCAAAACUUAUUGUCAAGGAAGUUUUUAAAUAUCCAGAUUUCAAGGUACAGGAGGAAUAACCUGAAAGCGUCUUCCAAGUCAAGAAAGUUUAGUACAGAUAUUCCUGACUACCUACACAACCGUCCCUUGUCUGUUAUAAAGUUCUGCAUGGACCAAUUAGAGAGUAGCAAACAAGUAAGAAAGGCAGAUGUAAGAACAGGGGAUGCACCAAAUAGUUACAAGGUACAGAGUAUCAGUAGACAAACUGCAUUCUACAAUGUUAGUUUUGACAAACCAGCAUGUGAUUGUUUCACGUGGAGACGAAACGGGAUCCCAUAUAAACAUUUCUUUGCAGUAUUUACACACACAAAUUCCAAAUGGCAAGAUCUACCAGAAUCAUAUAGGUCGUCCCCAUUCCUAAUCAUUGAUGUCCCAGAUGAUAUCAUCCCAAAAAUGGGGACAUGUCAUGAUUUUAUUUCAUGUUCAAUAAAUAUGGUCUUGCAGUAUUUUUCCAUGAAUCGGGAAGAAAGUCUUGCACGAGAACCUUGACCAUUUUACUCAAUGGUAACUUAUACUUUGUCCGUAUGUAUUCAUCUUUGAAUGAACGGUUCUGGCACUCUAUGCCAUUAUUAGUGUUCACACUCAAUAACAGACGUUGCUGCCGAAAUGCCCACGCCCAUCUCUGUGUAUAAAACAAAAGUAUAAGCCAUUGUUACAUUUUACAAUACUGCAAAGCAAAGAGAUAUUUGCUGAAAGGAAAUGUGACUUUCAGAAUCUGUGGUUUUUGGUGGCAUUUAAAUUUCACUAAUUGCAUCAGCACGCCAUUGAAAUCAAUGAACAUUAUUAAUAUUAGAAGCAAAUUAAUUUUGCGAUUAUGGGGUAUUAGCGAAAUUACAUUGCUAGCAACUUUUUCAAAGUAGAGUGCUGAGAUAAACAUCUUCAGGGUUGACAAUGACAGUUAAUUGUAAAAGAUAAGUAGUUAACUCCAUCUGAAGCAUCCUUUAAAUGGGCAAUGUGUAUUUCUAUGUAGUUGUUUUAAUUGCAACAUAUUUUUUUAUAUAAUCUUUUGAGACUGCUUGAAAACACAACAAUAUCCAUAACCACGUAACUACAAAAAAUUAAGACUGUGGAUGAACGUGCCCAAAAGGUAUCAAAUGUACCCACAGGCGAAGGUUUAUUUGAAAGAAAUAAUUCUUAAUGAAUUAAGGUGGUGCUACUGGCUAAGUCAGAACGUACAUUUCUUGUAUAUCAGAAAGUAGUUCUUGAUCUUGAGUUUAUUCACAUGCAUAUCAGGUUGUUUGGUAGUAUGCAAGUCUGGAAUAUGAAAUUGUUGCAUCUAGCUGUCCGUUAAAAUU
Molecule: messenger RNA, 1823 nt
Organism: Lytechinus variegatus (green sea urchin)
Lineage: Eukaryota; Metazoa; Echinodermata; Echinoidea; Temnopleuroida; Toxopneustidae
Exons: 4
Coding region: 121-1017 (298 amino acids)
Molecular function (GO): zinc ion binding
Source: RefSeq, a predicted model, not a curated record